AUGGCAACCACUCGCUCGCUCGGUCUCCACAAACCGUCGGCCGUCUCAUACCUUGUUACGGAAGGAAUUCUUCCUUCAGACCCCUCGGAAGAUCAGUACAAAUGGACGACAUCCGUGGACGAGAAUGGAUUGACCGGCCCUGUAGACGACGAGCUGGUUUGGACGAAGCAUUGUGUGGUAUGGUCCCGUGCAGGCAUGGUGAAGCGAGUAUUUCGACUGGACCCGGAGAAGGAGGAGAUUCGACAUGCUCUAUUCACUCAGUUCGCCGUCGGAAACAUCAAACGCUCUAUACAUGAAGGAACGGGCAGUGCACCUCGGAAUCGACUUCGCACGGCCGGCACGGGAACACAUGCGCGGGCAGGAGGUCAAAAGAAGCGGAAUGGAAGUGAGUCGAUGCUACCAAGUUCGGGAUCAACACUGGACUUGCAUGGAGAUGCCAGAGUAGCGGUGGUUGCUCCACAGCAGCUCAGCCAGAAGCUGUCGCGAGCGUUGGUGGUAGUCCUCAAGUCUCAGGCACACAUAUUCUUCGUUGCAGGGAACAGCCAUACAAUUCCCCUGCCAUUUGAGGUUGAUUCUGUGUUUGCAACACCCCGUGGAUUACUUUUUCAGAGAAAGAUUCCCGAUGAGAGGGCCGAAGUCCAGAUUCCAACUGCACCUCCCAAUUCUUUUUUGGCCACCUCUCUUUUCGAUCCUGGUGCCUCGCAGUCAUUCGGGGUACCACCGGUAGCUCCCAGCAAAGGAAAACGGCAAUCCCUGAAGCUUCCCUCCCCUAAGGGCUCCACAUGGGAGCCAAACUCCAGCUCCAGCUCAGAUCUUCCCCGGAUAUUUUCACUCAUUGAUCCUCAUUCAGAGAUGGGUUUGGUGGUGACAUCGCAAGCGUCCGGACCCUUGCAGAGCAGUGUCAGCAGUGCUACGCGGCAUAGGCCUUCGGGCUUAGGUGUGCUAGAUCCCGCCGAUGAGAUCGUUUACAUUUCGCGCCAAAACGAGCUCUCGACCCCAGGACAGGGGCGGACAGAUGGCCCAUUGAUACUGGUUGUAACCAUGAACACAAGCACUGGAAUCUACACUGUUUGGACCGCACGGUACAGAGACGAUGAGGCUGGCGGCUCAAUCCAGGAGAAGACGCGACGGCAUACCGAAGGCACUCGGUCCAAAAGACGAAGCUCGCACUUCGGAAUGGCCACUGGUGCAACCACACCAGCAGCUCGCCCAUCCGCAGCCCGUGAGAGCUUUGGGCCGUGGACUGAGAACUGGACUUCGUCCCAGCAACCUGAGAACAAGACUGAUGCCGAGGACGACUUGGUCUCGAGAGUUGCGCAGGAUUUUGGAGACGUCGGUGUACCUCUCAAAGCUUCCAGACGAGUCAGCUCUUUACUUGCACGAACAGACCUCGCCACAAGCCAAGAUCGCAUAACAUUUUCCGAUCUUGCUACGGGCAGUCAGUCAAAUACUGCGCCUCACGGUGGACUCAGGCAGUCUAUUGGAGCAGCCAGUGCCCGAGGAAGCUUUGGCUUCAACCCUCGUGCUUCCCUUCCUCCGGCAACGGGAUCUGUCUACAGCACUACAGGAAGUUUUGUGGAUGCUCCAGUGGACAGGCUGCUUGAAGAGCUCAACAGUGAUGUCCUAUCCGAAGGGUUUGAGAACAUUGCCCAUCGUGAAUCAGCUUCAGGUCUACCCGAGGAGCUUCUACUUUCCAAAGUGGAGAGCUUCUCUGCUAAGUUCUCUGGUAAUUUCCGCGGAUCUACUCAGCAUGUAUCAUCUCGCCAUCUGAAAGUCUGCACGCUAUCUUCGUCCGACUAUAGCAGCGCGCAGAAUGGCAAUGUCACAUCGGUGGCGAUCUUCAUCGUGGAUCAGGAUUCACGGAAUAUGACUAUAGUGAACUUGAGAGCAGAACGAGUGGCGACAUCAAAGAGUCGAAAGUUGGCCAAAAAGACCAAACAGGCAGAAAGGCGUCCGUUGCUGGUGCAUGCAACGGGUGUCCAACACAUUCCCAAUGUUCGGGAUGCACAGAAAGUCAUCGAUGGUGAGAUGUCGCGUAUUCUUACAUUGAGUGUCAUGGACAAUGGACAGCGAGAGUUGUCCUUGCAGACUUUAUGGGGUAGUCCAAUUAAGGUCGACAUACCUGACCCACUGCAGCUUUAUGAGCCAUACGGGGUUUCCGCCGACAAGCUUGUAAGCCGCACUAGAGAAAGUGGUGUCAAUCGGGUUAUGGCAGAUCCCGACCUUGUUUUCAACGCAUUUGAUCACAGUUGCUCGCGAGGAAAGAUCGACUUGGUGGAUACGGAGAAGCAGCGCCACAGAAUACAGAUCCGAAUGGAGCCUCGCAAUGACCUCGUGAAGAAAAUCCUCAAGAUCUGCAAGUUCGUUCUUCGUGACGCAGAGAAAGCUGGGGACGGUAUAUUGGUGGGCUGGUGGGAGGUCAUGAAGUGGCUUCGAGGAAAGGACGAAGUCGAAAAUGACCUCGAAUGGACUGCUAUGGUCAUCGUCUUGUUCUCCCUGGCAGUCCCCUUCAUCAAACAACCUCAGCCUCAAACUCCAGCUAAACGGACACGUCGAAAAAAGGGCCUUCUUCGGUCAAGCAGUGGCAGCUAUAUCGACUUGGAAAGCUGGGAGUCUAUGCUUGACCUGGAGUCAGGAUCAUCUGGUGUUGUCGCGCCAUGGAUGAACGAUAGUGCCUGGGGGUGGAUUGUUGAACAAGAUGCGAUCGCAGAUCUGGCAGCUCCCCAUGCAAGUCGCACGCCGAAAAAUGAGCAGCCAAAUGCAAGCAGGUCCACGUAUCGCCACAACUCCUACCUGCUACGUUGCGUAUCUUUAAGCCGCGAAUUUCUACAAAGCCCCCAGGGUGCUAGAGCCACUGGCCCUGACGGCUACUUGCCAGUUUCCGGGGCUUUUGCUGAGAACACAAGAUGCACUGCGUUAGGUACCAUCCUUGUUGGCCUUCACCUCUUACGAGAGGAGCAGAAGCUUUCCAUUUCCGACACCGAAGAGUCUCAACAGCCAUUGGGCCUGCUUGCCCCUGUUCUGGCACAGCUUGGUGGUUGGUUAGGCUGGCAGUCCUGGAAAUGGAGCGAGGACGCUUACUUCGGCACCGAAAUGGCUAGUAUGGAACGCUGGCGAUUUGAAGAUAGUCAGAUCUCUCUGCUCGGCGUCCCCGCUCAACCGUUCCCGCCUCCGUCAAUAUUUGCCUUCCUCCUUGAAGGUGCACGUCAAGCACCGACACCAUUCAUUACACUCCUUGAUAUUGUCAAUGCGUCGGACCGGACCCCCAGAAAGGGGCGGAUGUGGAAAGAGUGCUUCAAUGUCACACCCAGGUCGUUGGCAUUGAGUGGCUUCCUGUCUGAUGUCCAUCGCGUAUCAACGCCCUUGGAAAAGAUCAAGCUCUUCCAUCGAUGGGGGCUAACCAAGAGCAUCAUCGACACUUUCCCCGAAGGUGUGAGUGCACCGUUGUAUGAAGCUGUGAUGCAAUGCCAAAUCGAAGCAUCGACCUCUUGGGAUGCCACGCUCUUGGAACUCAUCGACCGAGAGGAUCUUUACAUGUCAAUGAAUCCCGCGCAGACCAACUCAUUCGCAACGCCGCAACAGCCUGUAGUCUCCCAUGAUGCCCAGCGCGAUUUUCAUCAUAUCAGCAGCUCGGCACUGGAAAUCGACGCCAUCAACGCCUUCGAAGCUUCUGCGGAGGCCGAUCGGUUCUCUGUGACUAGGCUCGUCUUCCGCGAGGACAAACGUUUCUUAGAGGCAGCUCGACUCUUGAAUCAGUCUAAGGCGCCGGUGGCAGACUGUGUUCCCGAACCGGAGUGGACAGACUCUGACCUCCUGGAGGCUCAGAAAGAAAUCGUGCAGCUUGUCUCGUUCCGAACAUUGUCUACUCCCGCCGGCCGUGCUUUACUGUCGUUCAGUGGCCGUCUGCCUUUGCUGACCGAGAAGCUGCCGAUCCCGUCGUUCUCUUUGCAGUGCAUUAUGAAGCCAUCCAAUGUUACCGUCAGUGCUGAGAGAAGCGCAUUCACCGAGGAAAAGGUCUGUUGGGCGUUUUUCCACAAUGGCGUUUCCACAGGCCUAGCUAUCUCCAAGGCUUCCAAGGGAAUUGACACAUCGUGGAUUCUAUUUAACAAGCCGCAAGAGCUCACCAAUCGGCAUGCCGGUUUCUUGCUCGCUCUGGGAUUGAAUGGCCACCUUAAGUCUCUGGCUAAAUGGGUGGCCUUCAAGUAUUUGACUCCCAAACAUACCAUGACCUCCAUCGGUCUGCUGCUUGGCCUCUCUGCGUCGUACCUGGGUACCAUGGACACCUUGAUUACCCGUCUCCUUUCAGUCCAUGUUACGAGAAUGCUACCGAUGGGAGCUGCCGAGCUUAAUCUAUCACCGCUGACCCAAACUGCCGGUAUUAUGGGGAUUGGCUUGCUCUACUGCGGCUCUCAGCACCGGCGGAUGAGCGAGGUCAUGCUAUCCGAGAUCGAGAACAUUGACCAGGACGAGCAGUCCACAUCCCAGGAGGACCUGCGAGACGAAGGAUACCGCCUAUCAGCAGGGUUUGCAUUGGGCAUUAUCAACUUGGCCAAGGGGAAGGACUUACGGGGCAUGCGAGACAUGCACAUUGUGGAACGCUUGCUAGCAAUUGCUGUGGGCACCAAGAACGUUGAUCUUGCCCAUGUGCUGGAUCGAGCCACGGCUGGUGCGACAAUUGCGUUGGCUAUCAUCUUUAUGAAGACCAAUGAUCAGGUCUUGGCUCACAAGAUCGACAUUCCCGAUACUGCCGUGCGCUUUGACUAUGUGCGCCCCGAUCUCUUCCUCUUGCGGACUCUAGCACGACAUCUCAUCAUGUGGGAUAGCAUCAAGCCAGACAUGAAGUGGGUCAAUGCCAGCCUGCCGCAGGUGUACCAACGACGUGCUCGUCUUCGAGGCGUGUGCCAACUCCGUAGCGAGGAUAUGCCCUUCUUCAAUAUCCUCGCUGGUCUCUGCUUAGCCCUGGGUCUUCGCUACGCUGGGUCAGGUGAUUCUCAAGCCCGCGAUCUUCUGCUGUUCUAUCUCGACCAGUUUAUUCGCAUCUCGCGUCUCCCGGUGCUCAACUAUGAUGCCAAGCUCGCACGUAACUCAGUUAGGAACUGUCAAGACGCGGUAUCUCUGUCUGCUGCGGCUGUCAUGGCUGGCACGGGUGAUCUGGCUUUGUUCCGACGCCUGCGCUCUCUUCACGGCCGGGUCGACCCCGAUACGCCCUACGGCAGCCACAUGGCCGCGCACAUGGCCAUCGGCACGCUCUUCCUCGGUGGAGGGAGUUACACUCUCGGCACCUCAGACCUGGCCGUUGCCUCACUUCUCUGCGCCUUCUAUCCCAUCUUCCCUACCACCGUCCUCGACAACAAAUGCCAUCUACAAGCCUUCCGCCACCUCUGGGUGCUUGCUGCAGAGCCACGCUGUCUCGUUCCCCGAGAUCUCGACACCCGCCGCCCCAUCUUCAUCCCUAUCACCAUCACCUCCGACAGCGGCUCAACACGCACCAUAAACGCCCCCUGUCUCCUCCCUGACCCCAGCGGGAUAUCUCGCAUCGAAGUCCGGGGCCCAGAUCACUGGCCUCUCAUCCUGGACUUCACGCAAGAUGACGCUCUCCGCGACAAAUUCCGCCAGGGUGACCCGUCCGUCUACCUUCGCCGCAAAGCCACCUACAGCCCCUCUGGCGCCUCAACCUCCGUCUUCGCCUCCACCCUCACCGGCCUCAGCGAGGCCCAGGACAUUCUCCCCGCCGCCGCUGCCUCAAACCCAGCGAAGGGCCUCCCGCCCUCGACAUGGCCCAACCACGCCGCACUGCUAUCGAUCCCCUUGGGAUUGGAUCUUCGCCCUCCCCCCCUGGCGGGCCUGGACAUUCGCGAGCGCUCGCUCGUCCUGCCGUCGUCCUUCCCGACGCCGGCGCCCCGCAAUAGCACGCACCUUAUCACGGCGCCGCCAUGGCUGCGCACGUCGGCCGUCGACGCCCGACUCGCGCUGUCGCAGACCGUUCGUAAUAUCGUCCAGGCUGCGCGGGGCCGGGGCGCCGAUCCGGACGAGGUUCGUGACCGUGUCUGGCAGCUUCGUCUCCUGUUUGAUUGGUUGGACCGGGUGCAGGCUGGUGAUGAGCGGGAGAUGCUGGUGGGAGAUGUGCAUUUGCAGCAGAAUCAAAAUCAGGCGUCUGGGCUGUGGUUGAGGAGGGACUUUGUGGAGGAGGCGAGGUGGCAGAUUUGGGGGGUGCAGAGUGAAGAUCGUGGGGAAGAAUCGUGA
Penicillium canariense is the source of this 6243-nucleotide messenger RNA. RefSeq names its product anaphase promoting complex subunit 1. The transcript is spliced from 2 exons. Gene Ontology annotation, biological process: protein K11-linked ubiquitination; anaphase-promoting complex-dependent catabolic process; metaphase/anaphase transition of mitotic cell cycle. Gene Ontology annotation, molecular function: molecular adaptor activity. The record is from RefSeq and is a predicted model, not a curated record. Bases 1 to 6243 code for a protein of 2080 amino acids. Lineage: Eukaryota; Fungi; Ascomycota; Eurotiomycetes; Eurotiales; Aspergillaceae. Gene Ontology annotation, cellular component: anaphase-promoting complex.